Molecule: messenger RNA, 1596 nt
Organism: Zeugodacus cucurbitae (melon fly)
Lineage: Eukaryota; Metazoa; Arthropoda; Insecta; Diptera; Tephritidae
Product: peritrophin-48
Exons: 3
Coding region: 142-1362 (406 amino acids)
Cellular component (GO): extracellular region
Molecular function (GO): chitin binding
Source: RefSeq, a predicted model, not a curated record
AUUUGAUCUAAUCAAAGAGCCAGAAGGCUAAACAUUAAAUCGCCGCUAUUCGUACUAUAAAAACGGUCAGCUUGUUUCAUUACUAGUCAGUGUAUUAAAAUACUUAAAAUAUUUCACAUCCGCAUUGAUUUAAUACGCGAAAUGUUAGAGAAACAAUUUGUUGUUAGUUGGCUCAUUCUGACCUUAACUAGUUCUAUAUCCGCCGAGUACAACGUCGACGGCGUGUGCGCGUUGGUCUCAAAUGGCGUACGGAUUGGUAGCAUCGACUCCUGUCAGCGAUACUAUGUGUGUAACAAUGGCAAAGCUACGGCAAACGAUUGUCCACCUGGCACUAGUUUCAGUAAGGACGAGCAAAAUUGCUUAACUGAAACCAGUGUUCAAUGUUUUAUUAGCCAGGGUAACCCUUGCGCUAGGAGGAAUGAAGGUUUUGUACCAAAAUCUGGUACCUGCAAUGGCUGGAUUUACUGCAAAAACGGCAAAGAGGCCGGAAGUGGACAGUGUGCUGGCAAAUUAAUUUUCAACAACGGUGAGUGCACAUUUGGCUCAUGUCCCAGUGCUGAUAGCAACGGUUUAUUUGACGCAAACUUUAAAUCCAUUUGUCAAAUCAUGAUGAACGACAAAUAUUUUGGCAGCUCAAGCGAUUGUGGAAAAUGGCAAGUGUGUAAGAAUGAUAAAUUGGUCACCGGCUUUUGUCAAACUGGAUUGGCGUAUGACGUAGCAACGGAAUCUUGUAACUAUGAGAAUGAAAACACUUGUUCCCAAGUUACGGACAUCACCGUUCAACCUGAUCCAGAAAAUUACGGUCCCUGCACCACAGAAGGCGAAGUAAAACCGUCUAGAAUAUGCAGCGAUCACCUCAAAUGUGAAAAUAGUCUAUGGAAAAAAUAUUCGUGCAAUACUAAUUAUUACUACGACAUUACGACAAAAUCAUGUCAACCACGUAACACUGCUAAAACAUAUGAUUGCAAUCGGUGCCAAUUUUCGAGAAAGCAGUUUGUGAACGCUGUCGACACAGAAUGCCGCAAAUAUAUUGUAUGUAAUAAUGGUGCUAAAAAAUCGUCUAACUCCUGCGCUAUUGGUUUCUACUUUGACGAGGUUGCUGAAGCUUGCAUAAAAGGCAACGGAAAAGAUAGCAAAGCAUCCAAUGGCGCGUGUUUCGUGCCUUCUAACGAUACACCCCCACAACAACCCGGAGAUGGAGGAAACGAGACACCCCCACAACAACCCGGAGAUGGAGGAAACGAGACUCCCCCACAACAACCCGGAGAUGGAGGAAACGAGACUCCUCCACAACAACCCGGAAAUGGAGGAAACGAGACUCCUCCACAACAACCCGGAGAAGGAGCAAACACUGGAGAGUGAGUGAGUGAGGAACCAAAGGAGAACAAACCAAUACAAAAAACUCCAAAGAAAAUGUGUAGUCACUAUACUAAAAAUGUAUACUAAAAAUUAUAUAUGUAUCGUCACAUACUUCAAAAGGGUUUUUAUCUGGUAUUUUCAAAAUAUUUAUAUACAUGCAUAUAUAAAUACAUUGUGUAUUUAUUUUCAAUAAGUAUAUAAAUAAUUACAAUUAUAUCAUUUUCAAUUCAAUAUAUA